This is a messenger RNA of Papilio machaon (common yellow swallowtail), 2014 nucleotides long. RefSeq names its product fatty-acid amide hydrolase 2-A. Lineage: Eukaryota; Metazoa; Arthropoda; Insecta; Lepidoptera; Papilionidae. The coding region runs from base 90 to 1985 and encodes 631 amino acids. The transcript has 9 exons. The record is from RefSeq and is a predicted model, not a curated record.
AUCAUUGAAUGUUUUGUAGCAGUCGCCUCAGACGGUUUGACCCAAUGACUUAGUACUUGUCGUGUUUACUACAACUUGUAACGUAAAUCAUGGAUGUUACAAUCGGGAGUGUGUGUUUAGUAUUUUUUAAUAAGACAACUAAUUUUGUAACGCGGUUAUUAUUAAUAUUAUUAAGUGCAAGUGUGUAUAAUGGCUUCGUUAUCGCCGAAGUGUUGUUGAAUAAUUCGAACUUAUGGUAUCCGCCAUGGCUGUCGAAAGCAAAUGUUAAAUUACAACGUUUGUUGUAUAGUUUUGUUAAUAUUUACUUUGCGACUGUUGCGAGGAAGACAGUCAUGAUGCCCUGGUUUUUACGACGGUUUCUGCGAUUUCUGGUUUCACUGCUCGCCAUAAUAGUCAUACCAAUUACAUGGAUUGUGAACAAACGAAGAAAUGGAACUUGUCCACCACCAACGAAUCCUUUGCUUUUCAAAUCAGCUACCACCUUGACCAAGAUGAUAAGAAACAAGCAGUUAAAAUCCGAGCAAGUGGUAUCGGCGUAUAUUGAACGAUGUAGAGAAGUGAAUCAUUACUUGAACGCCAUCGUCGAGCCUCGCUACGAGCCGGCCCUAAGAGACGCCAGGCUCAUAGACAAGAUGUUGGAAGCUUACACUGGCUCUACAGACAUGCUAGCUGAGAUGUACCCGCUUCUCGGUUUGCCUAUGACGGUCAAGGAGAGUAUAGCGGUCGAAGGUAUGUGUAAUGACUCCGGCACGGAUUGUGACGUUAGGAAUCCAGCAAAGAAAGACGCAGAAAUCGUUAGACUGGCUAGAGUCGCUGGAGCGAUUCCAAUAGCUGUGACCAAUACACCUCAACUCUGCAUGAAUUGGGAGACGUACAACAACGUCACCGGUAUCACGAUGAAUCCGUACAAUUUGAAACAUACCGCCGGUGGAUCUUCUGGUGGUGAAGCUGCACUAAUUUCCGCCGCGGCAUCCAUUAUGGGCGUGGGUUCAGACAUAGCGGGUUCUUUGCGGCUACCACCUAUGUUUACAGGAAUAUUUGGUCACAAGCCUACACCUAAAUUGUUAUCAGUUGAAGGACAUAUACCUGACAGUUUGGAUCCACAGUUUGAAGAAUAUUUUACAGUAGGACCGUUAACACGAUAUGCCGAAGAUUUGCCAUUACUUUUAAAUGUUUUAAAACAGCCUGGUUCCCCUGAAAUUCCGUUUGAUAAACCUAUAGAUUUCCAAAAAAUUAAAUUUUAUUACAUGUAUGGCGAAGGAAGUGAUGUCACAGAUAAAAUUGGACCAGAUGUUAAAAAAGCUAUGGAUAAAGCUAAGGGAUACAUACAACAUACAUAUAAUGUACAAGUUGAAGAGCUGAAAAUUAAAAACAUCCAACACAUGUGGGAGAUAAGUGUCAGAGUUCUUUUCAAGAUAGAACAUAUUAGAAAUAUUUACACAGAUCCAGAGAGGCAGGAGUUUUGGGUGUCGACGUGGCCUGAGGUUUUAAAGAAAUUGCUUGGUGUCUCAAGACAUAACUUCACAUGUGUAGCUUAUGGUCCAGUAAAGAAAUUCUUUGACGCUUUACCAUCAGGGUAUUAUAAGAAACUAGUUGAAAUGUUCGAAGAGAUUAAGACUGAUUUCCAAAAAGCUUUAUCGGAGAACGCGGUGCUGUUAUUCCCAACGUUUCCUUAUCCUGCUCAUGUGCACUACAAAAUAUUCUACAAAUUUUUAAACUGCGGAUAUUUAACGAUAUUCAACGCGUUGGGGUUGCCAGUAACAGCGUGUCCUAUAGGAUUCACAGAUAAAGGGUUGCCAGUUGGGAUACAAAUAGUCGCCGGCAGAUACAACGAUUAUUUAACCGUAGCUGUUGCCAAAGAAUUUGAAAAAGCUUUCGGUGGAUGGAUCCCACCUAAUACAUCAUUAGAAACUGUUCAAAAGUAUAAAAACUUAGAACUUGGUGAAAAGGAUAUUAAUUGUAAUUUAAAUAUCGGUAAUGCGUAGCACAUAACAUAAUGAAUAAAUAAAUAAUG